AUGAGUGAGAAAAAGAUUCUAAUUGGACCUGCAGACGAAGAAAUCAAGGGCCUUUUAUCGCAAUCGGGGGAUCCUUUGGAAGCCAUUCGUGGCAUUCAGCGAGAUUACGGUCUAGAUCUUCCUGGUAUCGAAGCGAUAUAUCCUUUGCUGGAUUUAUGCGGCUACAGUCGUCGAGAGAUCCACGCAAAAUGUCUUGCUAUCCUUCAUAAUGCCGUUGUAGCGAGAAUACGCGAUCCUAGCUUUGCUCUUGAACACUUUUAUGAUAUCUUUGACCGUACCUUCCCUUACAUCAACAACCCCGCCAUGCAACCUAUCCCAAUGGCACUUAUGGAGAAAUUCGAAAAACAUAUUACUGACGAUACACUCGAACAACUCAAAGCCAAUCUCACCGUGUUCGAGCAAUGCCCUUUGAACAUCAAACAACGUAUUUGGAAACAAGAUGAAGGUUUCUUCCAGCAGCAGAUGAUGAGCAUUUUAAAUGAAUAUCAUCAUGACGACACGUUACAAGCCCUCGCCAUGAAUUUGAAGCCGGACAGCUACCAAGAAGUCAUCGAAAUCAGUCUGUGUUCGUUACGAGUGGAUAUUCUGAUGAAGUUCCAUGAACAGGAUCCAUUAUUGGAAAAAUCAAAGAAUGCUUUGAUGAUUGAUUAUGCAAUGGUGCUAAUGGAUCCGGUCAUUGCCAACUUUUUAUCCGUCUGCAUUGUGAAAUGGCUUCGCAAUAGUGUGGAUGAAGGCGCUCCCGGUAAUCUGGAAGAAUCCAUCAAUUACAAUGCAAAACUGCUGAAUCUGGCUGAGCAUGCGCCAGAUGCCAUUGCCACCAAGUCCAAAAUCCCAAAGAUGGAUCGAGAUCUCAAAGACAAAUUCUGGAACGCGAUGUGUGCUAUUAUUGUGGAAGAAGACGACGCCAAUAUGGGGGUGAUGGAGGACAAGGACGCCGAAGUGGUCCGUGCGCUUUUGAAAAAGAGCGAAACGGCGCGAAAAAUUUUUGUGCAUUACGUGUUGGACCGCACAUACGAAGGCGAUGUGGCCAUCUUGGGACGUUGUUUGCCAUUCAUUCUUGAAACAUUGCCUACGCAAGACGACACAUCCGCUAUCAAUAUCAUGCAUGUAGAGACGUACCUGAGCUUCUUCCGAACCUUGGUCAACAUAUUGGCGAAACGACAUCUGUUAGAAUGUGUGGCGGAUCGUCGAUGGCGGCGAAUGGUGGUGGAAGAGUUUUUACUGCAAGCCGUGGCAUGGGACAGCAAAGUCCAUCUGAAUAUGUCGUGGUUACUGGGAGAAUAUUUCAACGAUCCCAAGAACCUGGUGCCGUUGGGUGAACAAGUGGCGACGAUCGCUGAUUGGGCAGACCAAAUAUUUAUUCAGGGGCGCAAAGAUGACAAGGUAAGAAGAAAAAAGCAAUGGUUAAAUAGAUUUUGGGAUACGUUGCUAACAUGA
Molecule: messenger RNA, 1437 nt
Organism: Radiomyces spectabilis
Lineage: Eukaryota; Fungi; Mucoromycota; Mucoromycetes; Mucorales; Radiomycetaceae
Exons: 7
Coding region: 1-1437 (478 amino acids)
Biological process (GO): negative regulation of transcription elongation by RNA polymerase II
Cellular component (GO): nucleus; NELF complex
Source: RefSeq, a predicted model, not a curated record